CUACCAUAUCGUUACRCCGUCCCCAUUCCAUUUAAUUAAUACUGACAAACCUCGACACUAAUGAUAGCGCUUUUAAAAUUCAAACUUCGCUUAGCGGCGAGUUGUCAAUGUUAUUUUCUCUACACCAUGUCACCGAAAGAAUGAKUCGAUGCGUAAAUGAAAGCASUUUUGUACAUUUAUAUGUUUAUCCCGACUGUUCGCACAAAUACUUUAUGGGUGAAAAUAUUCUUUCGGAAAGUGUCUUGUAUGUUAUUCUAUUCAUACAUAACUGAAUGUACCCUCAAGGCAAGAAUUAAAAUYGCUGAUAAACUACGCUUCUUAUCCUAACGACAGAGAAAAGAGCAUAGAAAGCCUCUUUUUGCGCGAGGAUCGUCUAGUGAUACGUCGCUCADAACUCAAGGAUGAAGGUCGAUCAUAAGAUCAUUCUUGCAGUGCUGAUUGGUAUUUUGGCAUUCAUCAACAUCAUUGGUAACGCUUUAACUUGCAUCGUGGUGAAACGAACCCGUUCUUUACAUAUACCGAUGUAUUAUUUAUUGGUGAAUCUUUGCGUGGCUAAUAUCAUCAUGGCAAUGUUCAGCGUAGCUAUGUACAUAUUCAGUCURUUAUACCAGCAUCCUAAUGGCAUUGUUGGAAACUAUUUAUGCAAGUUUGUUACCGGWGAAACUAUAUUUUGGAUUGGUGGUUUCACGUCUGGGUUUUCYUUGGCUGUUAUAGCAUACGAGAGAUAUCGCGCAGUGGUCAACCCUCAUGAUUUAUCAGCGCGACGACUCAAUCCMAAACGCCUUAAGAUCGUUUUAGUGAUUUGCUGGGGUGGAGCAGUUCUUUUGAAUAUACCUCAUCUCUACACAAGCCAGGUUCGUGAAAUAGACGGUCAACCGGUUGGCUGCACGGAAAAAUGGGAAGGAAAGAUAGAAGGCAAGGUGUGGUCAAUUGUAUUGGUUUUUAUCACAUUCUUGAGUCCACUAGCCGCGGUGACAUUAUUGUACUCGCUCACAGUGCAUCACUUAUUUAAGGGACAGCGACAGAUUGUUGAUAUCAGUCAAUUGGCAGUAACAAAAGUACGAAAGAAAAUCACAGUGAAUUUAAUAGCAAUCACUGUGCUUUUUGCGUUAUGUUGGACCUUAGAUGGYGUCACGUAUAUUUAUAUUCAAUUUCAUAGCUCACAACAGAUGACUGUCACUCGUAAAAUCGCUAUUCUCUUAGUGUGUUUGAAUUCAGCGAUGCAUCCUUUCCUAUGUGCAUUUACUAGCCAGGACAUAAGAAGAGCAUUGAAGAGAAUAAUCUGUCGAGGGACACUGAAUAGUGUGGAUACACGCGCAGACUUUCAAAGAACAUCUCGACGAUUAGCGAACUCUCAAAACGCUAGCAAAUUAGAUCAUAUAGAUACCUGGAUAACUGGGUGAGACCGACUGACAGUACUCAAUGACAAAUGUCACACAAAAGACAGGCUAGACUUAUACGAUAUAACUGUACUAAAUUUGUGAUUAUUAAUCUGUAAAUUUUGCAUGAUGAUUACUCGUGUUUACUAAAUUUAAUAAAUAUUUACUAAAUAAUUCUUCGCAGUGAAAAUUAAAAAGUAGAAAAAAGGAAUUUAUAAAAGUGAACAUUACGUAAUAGACUCACGGUGAAUGGUCAAAAUAACCAGCUUUAGGCUCAUCCUUUACCGAAAAUCGUUCAAUACCUAGUCUAUCRGCUGUAAUUGCAAGGAUAAGUAUUAUAUUUAAUGACAAUAAUCUGGCGGCAAAUAUAAAGCCGGUUAUACCAACCACAUACUUAAAAUAAGUCUGAUUUGRGCAAAUAAUGACAAGGAAGGAAGCUACAAAUGUGUUUUUUCAAUUCUUCAGGUGCGCGUUGCGCAUACUGCGUCGUAGACGGCUUUCAUUUAAUCAACAUGUCUCUGAUAUCUUUGUUUUACUUUAUUCCUCGGUAAUUUUCUCCCAGCAAGAAAACAAAAUMCUAACUCAAGUUAAUUGAAUUUGCGGGGAUGUUUUCGUCGACACAAACGAUUCCUAAUUCUUUGUUUCUUGAAGACACUGGAACAG
This is a messenger RNA of Exaiptasia diaphana, 2042 nucleotides long. Its product is annotated as neuromedin-U receptor 2-like. Gene Ontology annotation, cellular component: membrane. The transcript has a single exon. Gene Ontology annotation, molecular function: G protein-coupled receptor activity. The record is from RefSeq and is a predicted model, not a curated record. Lineage: Eukaryota; Metazoa; Cnidaria; Anthozoa; Actiniaria; Aiptasiidae. Gene Ontology annotation, biological process: G protein-coupled receptor signaling pathway. Bases 402 to 1403 code for a protein of 333 amino acids.